Dromiciops gliroides (monito del monte) is the source of this 714-nucleotide messenger RNA. RefSeq names its product amphiregulin (gene AREG). The record is from RefSeq and is a predicted model, not a curated record. Bases 1 to 714 code for a protein of 237 amino acids. Lineage: Eukaryota; Metazoa; Chordata; Mammalia; Microbiotheria; Microbiotheriidae. Gene Ontology annotation, biological process: positive regulation of mitotic nuclear division; epidermal growth factor receptor signaling pathway; positive regulation of cell population proliferation. The transcript has 5 exons.
AUGAGAGCUCCGCCGCCGCCGCCGCCCCCACCGACGACGUUGCCUGUACUCCUAUCCCUCCUGGUUCUGAGCGCAGUGUACCAUCAUGUUGCUGCAUCAAAUGCCAAUGAUACUUACCCAGAAAAAAAUGACUUGUUUUCUGGGGACCAUAGUGCAGAUGGGUUCGAACUAUCUUCAGGAAGUGAAUUAUCCUCAGGGACUGAAUAUGACUACUCUGAAGAAUAUGAGGAAGACCCACAACUGUCUGGAUAUAUCAUAGAUGAUUCAAUCAGAGUUGGACAUUUGGUUAAACCCAAGACAAAUAGAACAGAAACUGAAAAACCCUCCAAGACAACCCGAAGAAAGAAAAACAAAGGCAAAAAGAGAAAACACAAAAAGAUGGUUAAUCCAUGUGAUGCAAAAUACAAAAAUUUCUGCAUUCAUGGUGAAUGCAAAUACAUAGAAAGCCUCGAAGCAGUAACUUGCAAGUGUCAUCAGGAUUACUUCGGUGAACGCUGUGGAGAGCAGUCAAUGAAGACCCACAGUAUAGGAGAUGGAGAUCACUCCAUCACAGUACUGGCUAUUGUGACAGCCCUUCUUUCUGUCCUUUCCUUCUCAGCAAUUGUCAUCAUUACCAUUCAGAUUCGGAAAGUACAAUCCAAUGUUCAUGACCAAGAAGCUGAAGAAAGAAAACAUCUCCAACAAGAAAAUGGAAAUGUGCCCAUUAGUGUAUAG